AUGUGUGCCGAGUUUGACUCACGUGGCUUUGCGGCUGUCGGCCCGCAGGGUGGCGGGAAGACGGCGCUGGCUGUUCGCUGGGCGAAUGGCGACUUUGUGGCGGCGAGCGAACUGGCGCCGACCAUCAUUUCCGAGUUUGGUCCGCACCAGGUCGUGGUUGUCGACAUCUCGGGCGAUCGCGCAACAUGGCGGGCGGUGUACGCCGAGUGGCUCGGCGAUGAGACCAUCGAUGGCUUUGUUCUUGUCUUUGACGUCUCGGACGAGGCCUCGUGGCGCGCACUACCAGAGUAUUGGCAUGCGGUGCUGGCUGCAGUCUCACGUGGCCAUGUCCAGGCCGCGCGGAAGCUCGUUGCGCCGCAAGCUGGCCAGACCGUGCCUCGGGCUGACAAGGCCGGGCGGCAGGCGGCGGCCAAGUUGCGAAAGAAAGCUCUGGCCAAGCUCGGCAAGCAGCGCGGCGGCGGAUCACUGUUCAACGAUCCGACGCGCGCUGCCAUUGAUGACUCGCAAGCGAGCCUCGCUGCGGCUGGCCACCACUCGCUGGUGGAGGAGCUCGCGCCACCGCCGAUGCUGGUGGUUGGCACGCAUGCUGAUCGCCCGCAGCGGUUUGCAACCGUCGCCGACAUGGCGGCCGAGGUCUGGGCCAUCUUUGGCGCCCCAUACAUCGAGGUUUCUGCGCUCAGCGGAGCCAACAUCGAUGCCGCCGUUGCCAAAGCGGUUGGUCACGUCCGGGCGCGGCAUGCUGCUGCGAUCCGGCUUGGCGCACCGCUGCCGGUCGAAGCAAUCACUCGCUCGGGGUGGGUGCAUGUUGCGCGGGCCGGGGGCCGGCGAGCCAAAGCGUACACCCAGGCCAAGGCGACCAAGGACAUGACGCCGCGGUGGGUGGUGUACACGGCGCCCGGGGUGUGGCGGAUGUACGCGUCAGAGGCCGACGCCGCCGUCAACGUGAGGUCUGAGGUAGUCCUGCUGGAAGUUGCGCCGGCAUCGCUACCUCUUGGCCGGCCACAGUGGGUGGCGCAGGGCGGGUUUGUGGUGGCGGGCGCCCUUGGUGCUCUCGACGUUGUUGCGCCAUCAGCCGUCGACGCGGCAGCCUGGGUCGAUGCGCUCAACGCAAGCGCUGGAGCUGAGGAUGAGGGCCGGGUCACGUUUGAUGCUGUUCAGGUUGUGAGCAGUGACGAGAUGACACCUGCCAGGCAGCAGCGGCUGGAUACGACGCGGGACCCGACAGUACGGCGUGCGCCGCGGAUCGCGACUAGGCUCUUUCCCUCGGAUGAAAGUAUGUCGAGCUGCAGCGCGGAGCAGAAGCUGGCUCCUCUGGCCACGAGCGACAACGAGUCGACGAGCUCGAGUGGUGUGGGGCUUGAACCUGGUUCGUCGUUAGCUCCCAGAUCUGAGAGUGAGGAUCGAGCUGGGCCGGGUUCGAGUUGGCGGGUACAGCAGCAAGAGCGUAGCCAACUUCGGAGUCCGGGCCGCACUGAGCGAGAGAGGUUUGAUCAGGCUGCGCAUCGCGAGCGACGAACGGCGUCGAGGGAAAGUAGCAGGAGUCGGAGUUGUGGUCGCGAUCAGAGUGGAGAGUCUGGCGGUGAACGUCGAGCGUUGGACGGAGCAGGCACGACAAGGCUGCGCAUCGCGAGCGACGAACGGCGUCGAGGGAAAGUAGCAGGAGUCGGAGCCUCAGUUCCCAUCAGAGCAGCGGCUUUGGUCGGAGCUGUCCGACACAAAACGAUUUCGAUUGUGCUGCUGUGCCGACCAGGCAGGGUCACGACCGCGUCGCAGCUCGCCGGACGGUGCGUCAUGGUCCAAAUCAGCACCAAAACAGCCCCCGAUUCCGCGAUCGCUCAGCAACGUCGCGCGAUGGACGCCCAGACCAAAGCUGGGGCCGAUCUGAGCGGAAGCACGACAGCUUUGGAGGCCGCUCUGCGAGACGCUUGUCCUCACCUGUGCUGACAGACCAAGGCAGAAGCCAAGACAGGCGUCGGGGUGAGCACGAGCGCGUCAAUCGUGACAGUAGUGGAUACCUCAAGUCAUACACCCGCAUCGCUCGCGAUGAACGCAGCCCCUACGUGGAUAUGGCUUGU
Molecule: messenger RNA, 2075 nt
Organism: Thecamonas trahens ATCC 50062
Lineage: Eukaryota; Apusomonadida; Apusomonadidae
Exons: 4
Coding region: 1-1944 (647 amino acids)
Source: RefSeq, a predicted model, not a curated record